Seriola aureovittata is the source of this 4614-nucleotide messenger RNA. RefSeq names its product GRAM domain containing 1Bb (gene gramd1bb). Gene Ontology annotation, biological process: intracellular sterol transport. The transcript has 23 exons. NCBI's taxonomy places the organism in Eukaryota, Metazoa, Chordata, Actinopteri, Carangiformes, Carangidae. The coding region runs from base 1225 to 3996 and encodes 923 amino acids. Gene Ontology annotation, cellular component: endoplasmic reticulum membrane; endoplasmic reticulum-plasma membrane contact site; plasma membrane. Gene Ontology annotation, molecular function: sterol transfer activity; sterol binding. The record is from RefSeq and is a predicted model, not a curated record.
ACGAGUGGAGCAGGAUCAGGAAGGCGAGAGAAAGAGAGCAGAGAAGGAGACCGAAGAACCACACAGAGAGAGAGAGGGAGGGAGAGAGUGAGAGAGAGGGCUUUGUGCAGAUAGUGCAGGAGCAAGUCGCGAUUCCCCAGGAAAAGGGAGGUGCGUCCUUCCAUCUUCUCAUGGGAGAUUUAAACUGGCUUCAGAUUGGCUCCAGUCUGACGGAGGAUUCCCCCGCUUGUGGAGUACGGCUCCCUCUUCUAAUGUAACACUGGACUUUGUUGUGAAGCGGGAGAGAGGCGCACAGGAAGGAGGGAGAGGAACACUUGGUCCGACUUCCUUUGUACCCAGCCUGCUUGACAGAUGGCACUGGCAGAAUGAUCUUUGACUCUCACCCAGCGACCAGUCCUCGCUCCACUCACUGAGGCAUUAACCACGUGGAGACAGCGACACUCUGGGGCAUAAGAAAGGACCUCACCCUUCGACAUGGGCACAACCAAGGCUGACAGUGUCUUCCUCUGCUGCAGCAACGCCAAAAUGAGCACAAAGUGACAACAAACAACCUCCCAGCCUUUUACACGGCAUCAGCAUUAAUAUUCAAGGGCUGACAGUUGGUGCCUUCCUCUUUAGCAUUAGCAACAGCAGCUAAGGUAACAGCUUUGGCAGCUCGGACUGUAGCACAGCCAAUGUGUAAGUGUGUGUGUAACUUGGCCUGCCAGUCCCUGGGGAGGACCAGCAAAGGAGUUGUGUUACACUCCCUGACAGGCCUUAUACAUGUUUCAUCUGCUGCUCUCAGAACAGAAGCCCCCUUUGUUAUCUAAUCCAGCCCUCUCCUCCCCAGCCUGAGAGACUGAGUUUACUGCCACAAGACUGCUCUUCACAGUCUGUCAGCCAGCCACUGAACUGAUACAUAUCAACCAACAGCUGAGGAGCAGCAGAAGGACUUGGUCAGGCCCCAGAUAUCUGCUAUCAGGACUUCUCAGCCUGUCUUUCAAUCCAUUGGCUGGCAUGUGGACAGGGCUUUAAAAUAAACAAGAGGAACCGAGGGGGCUGUGUGAGGUCCACCUGAGUCAAGAUUGUCAAGGAUCUAAAUUGUGCCUCAUCUGUUCAGCACUAAACCUCAACUUUUCGGUAGCUAGUAGCCCUUCAAGCUGCAGGAUUGCAAAAUCUGCAAUUCUUUUAACCAGGGAAGUUCUUUAGGGGUUGCAUUUGCAUUUUAUUCAGCUAGUCAGGACCAUGAGUGACACUCUUAGACCUCCUUCACUCCAGGUGAGCGUCCCAAACGACGCUCCGGCAUACUCAGACGGAGGAAGCAACGCCGUGUCAGAUGGUUCCGUGCAAUCCAGCUCCUCGACCCCAACCCUCCGCCGCAAGCGCUUCAAGAUGCGCCGUAUGAGGAAUGUGCCCAGCGAGAGGGAGACCGAAAGAGGGCGACUGAACGACGCCCACCUCGCAGCCAGAUCCCGUUCCGGCUCCAAGGAGUACCUCCAGCUGCCCUCCAUUGAGAUCACGCCCUCCAGCGAUGAAGAUGCCCCUUCCUCCUGGUCCAGAUGUUCCACGCCCAGCGCCUCCCCUCGCCGCAAGCGUUUCCUGUUGAGGAAGUGGCUGAAGGUCCGAGAGAAGAAGGAGCAAGGCAGUGAGAGCAGCAGUCAGCAGAGCAGCCAGCAGAGCAGCCAGCAGAGCAGCCAUGAAGACGACAACACUCGCUUCUUGACUCCAUUAAUCCGAGAGGAGAGGUCUGACAGUGCAGCCGACAAAAUCAGCACUGCCAGUAACUCAAACAAGAGCACACCUGCCUGCUCACCAGUCCUACGUAAACGCUCGCGCUCUCCCACACCGCAGACCCAGGAGGGUGAGAACAUGGUGGAGAAGGGUUCAGACCACUCCUCUGACAAGUCCCCCUCCACGCCUGAGCAGGUUGUCCAGAGAACAUACUCCCUGCAGUCAGCACGAAGCGGGGGAAAGAACUCAAAGUAUGACAGACUAAACCUGAUUAAAAAAAGCCAAAGCUGGUACAACCAUGAAAGACAACACAUCCUGAGAGUGCUGAGCCCCACAUACAAGCAGCGUAAUGAGGACUUUAGGAAACUCUUCAAGCAGCUCCCUGACACAGAGAGACUCAUUGUGGACUACUCCUGUGCUCUUCAACGGGACAUCCUCCUGCAGGGACGACUCUACCUCUCUGAGAACUGGAUUUGUUUCUAUAGCAACAUCUUCCGCUGGGAAACACUGCUGACAGUGCGGCUAAAGGACAUCUGCUCAAUGACGAAAGAGAAGACUGCCCGCCUCAUUCCCAAUGCCAUCCAGGUCUGCACAGACACUGAGAAGCACUUUUUCACCUCGUUUGGAGCCAGGGACAGGACGUACAUGAUGAUGUUCAGACUGUGGCAGAAUGCACUGCUGGACAAGCCUCUGUGCCCCAAAGAAUUGUGGCACUUUGUUCACCAGUGCUAUGGCAACGAGCUCGGCCUAACCAGUGAUGAUGAGGACUAUGUUCCCCCUGAUGAUGACUUCAACACCAUGGGGUUCAGUGAAGAGAUUCCCAAUGAAGAGAAUGAGAUCAACAAUGACAACUUGUCUAAGAGCAGCACUGAGGCCAAGCCUGAAGGGAGCCCUCCUCCGCUACAUAAGAAGGUUGUCCCUAACAGCACCAUCCCCAGCCCAGGCAACCAUGACACACCCAUCACAUUUGACCUCCCAGAGGAAUACGCAGACUGUCUACCAGACGGCGAGCUGCUGGCUGUGCCACUGGUGGCAGAAGAGAAGAACAAUGAUACCAGUGGGCCUGGUGGUCCUGUGCCCUCACCCUCACUUGACUUCAACGACAAUGAGGACAUCCCCACUGAGCUCAGUGACUCAUCGGAAACACACGACGAGGGUGAAGUACAGGCUUUCCAUGAGGAUCUGAACGGCAGGCAGUACAUCAACGAGGUCUACAAGUUCAGUGUGGACAAGCUCUACGACAUCCUCUUCACUGAGUCGCAGUUCAUGAGUGACUUCAUGGAGCAGAGGCGAUUUUCAGAUGUGGUCUACCACCCAUGGAAGAAAGAGGAGGCUGGGAAUCAGACCAGAGAGAUCUUGUACACCAUCUCCCUCUCAAACCCACUGGCCCCUAAAACAGCCACAGUCACUGAGACACAGACUCUGUACAAAGCCAGUCAGGAGAGUGAGUGUUACAUCAUUGACGCUGAGGUCAUUACACAUGAUGUGCCCUACCACGAUUACUUCUACACUCUCAACCGCUACAUGCUCACCAGGGUGGCCAAGAACAAGUGUCGGUUACGGGUAUCGACAGAGCUACGCUACAGAAAGCAGCCAUGGGGGUUGGUGAAAGGCUUCAUAGAGAAAAACUUCUGGAGUGGGCUGGAGGAAAAUUUCCGGCAUCUUGAGUUGGAGCUGUCCAAGCUGGAGGAGAUACUGACUGAGACCCACCAGCUGUCUCCGAAGGCCAAGGCGGUGAAGAACUCCACGGUGAGGCGGAAGAAGAGGCCGCUCCCCCACAUGCGCAGCCAGCAUCUGGACGAGGCACUCAGCCCUGUUACCACGCCGACGGACGAAGAAGUGAUUCAGAGGAUCAAACAAGUGGCAGGAUCCACACAGACCCGACACCAGAGUCCAGAACACCAUCACAUGCCUGGAAGCCUCGCUCUUUACAGUGUCUCCAAACUGCUGCUCAUCAUCAGCUUUGUCCUGGUCCUGCUGGUGUUCCUCAACAUGAUGCUCUUCUAUAAACUGUGGAUGCUGGAGUACUCUGCACAGUCCUUAACGACCUGGCAAGGUCUACGGCUUCAUGAAAGUAAACUGCCUCAGACACAGAUGGAGUGGGCCCAGCUCCUGGAGGCGCAGCAGCGUUACCAUGACACGGAGCUGCAGAAGUGGAGGGAGAUAAUCAAGUCGUCAGUGGUGCUGUUAGACCAGAUGAAAGACUCUUUAUUGAACCUCCAGCGGGGCAUUGGUUUAAGUGAAUACAGCUCUGAGGCGGAGGAGAAGAGAAGUCGCUAUCACUGACACACCACCACAAGGCCAUGAGGGCGUGCUGUGCAAUAUAGGACCUGUUUUUGUUUGUGAACCAGUAUGCAGGCAGCAGCAAGAGAGAGAGAGGGAGGAUAGAGGGGGAAGCGGGACCAACAGUGAGCUGGUCCAACAGACAAAGAGGAACGGAGGGUAACCAGCGCACAGAGGGUUAAAAAAAAACACCCCCAGAGGAGGAAGUCAUGGACAGAAAGUGCCCCUAUCACACACAGGAACUGAGGUGUCCCCAACAUCACUGAGGCACUGAGGGACGGUGCGAGACACACACCUUCUCUACACUUGUGGGAUAACUGUUUCCUUCUACUCUCUUUAUUUCCAAGUGCAUCCUUCUGUAAGCCAUGUCGACCAGGAGAGUGGCAGAGAGAAAGAAGGAAAACUACUGCAUGCAUUUAGACAACCUAGCUCCCCUCAGUCAGUGUUAAUGUGGUCCAGUUCCAGUCUAUGUGUGUCAAAAAAAAGAAGAACAGAAGAAGAUGAGAGAUUUUGUCAAAGGAAAGGGGGGUCCUUUCGAGUCUUAAUGGCUUUCUACACUCUCUCGACUGUUCCAAACCAAUCAUCCCCUAGAGGUCCUCGCUGCAGCGUCCCUUUUGCAAA